AUGGGGCUGGCCCUGCUUCCCAGGGGGUUCUGUGGGGCUGAUCCUGCUUCCUGGAGCUGCUCAGGGGGUCUCUAUGGGGGUCUCUAUGGGGCCAGCCCCACAGCCGAGGGCAGAGGCAGCUCCCGGCAGCCUCCCCUCGCCGUGUGUGUCGCGCAGAACUCGGUGACGCGCAGCGCGCCGGUGAACAGCGACAGCCAGGGCCGCUGCGGCGCGCGCUUCCUCACCACCUACGACAGGAGGUUCGUCAUCAAGGCGGUGUCCAGCGAGGACGUGGCGGAGAUGCACAACAUCCUCAAGAAAUACCACCAGUUUCUUUAUCAGGGCUCAACAGUAUCCAGGGAAGCAAGUGACAAGGAGAAGGCCAAGGAUCUCCCAACCUUCAAGGACAACGACUUCUUGAAUGAGGGUCAGAAGCUGCACGUUGGAGAAGACAGCAAAAAGAACUUCCUGGAGAAGCUGAAGCGGGACGUGGAGUUUUUAGCCCAGCUGAAGAUCAUGGAUUACAGCCUGCUGGUGGGCAUCCACGACGUGGACCGGGCCGAGCAGGAGGAGAUGGAGGUGGAGGAGCGGGCAGAGGACGAGGAGUGCGAGAACGACGGGCUGGGGGGGAACCCCAUCUCCUCCUACGGGACCCCCCCCGACAGCCCCGGCAACCUCCUCAACUACCCCCGCUUCUUCGGGCCCGGCGAGUUCGACCCCUCCGUGGAUGUGUACGCCAUGAAGAGCCACGAGAGUGAGUGGGGGCGGCUCUGGGGGAGGGAUGGAGGGCAGGGAAGGUGUGCAGGAAGGUGUGAGGGAGUUGUGGGGAGCUUUGAGGGAGCUGAAUUGGAAGGAAAAUAG
Molecule: messenger RNA, 840 nt
Organism: Parus major (Great Tit)
Lineage: Eukaryota; Metazoa; Chordata; Aves; Passeriformes; Paridae
Gene: PIP4K2B
Product: phosphatidylinositol-5-phosphate 4-kinase type 2 beta
Exons: 5
Coding region: 1-840 (279 amino acids)
Biological process (GO): phosphatidylinositol metabolic process
Molecular function (GO): phosphatidylinositol kinase activity
Source: RefSeq, a predicted model, not a curated record